Trichoderma asperellum CBS 433.97 is the source of this 778-nucleotide messenger RNA. RefSeq lists its product as uncharacterized. The record is from RefSeq and is a predicted model, not a curated record. Lineage: Eukaryota; Fungi; Ascomycota; Sordariomycetes; Hypocreales; Hypocreaceae. Gene Ontology annotation, molecular function: acyltransferase activity, transferring groups other than amino-acyl groups.
CGCGUCUAGAGCAGGAUCAGCUAAUACAAGUUGCAAAAGAAACAACGUUGAAACCAUACGGGCUGGACUAGGAAUACCACGACAUGGCCCUACCAACAAUGCAAACCUCUCGUCUUCGCCUCUGCCCUCUCGCAGAGCGCAACCGGGACGAUCUCAUAGACCUCGAUUCGGACCCCCAAGUCAUGAAAUACGUUCAUAAUGGCCGCCCGCUGACUCAAGAAGAAGCCAUUCAAGACCAUCAAGAGCGCCUUUCAGCGAGCAGACAGGUCCCAGGUCUGGGCUACUGGGCCGGGUACCUCGACGGCGCAUUUAUCGGGUGGGGGGCUCUCGCGCCCAUACAAUCUGGCGGCGAGACAUUCCAUGCACAAAAGGCUGAGCUAGGAUACCGGAUCUCACCUCGCUUUUGGCGCCAGGGAUAUGCUAAAGAAAUGGCUCGCGAGUUGCUAAGGUAUGGAUUUGAAGAGUUGGGAUUGAUGGAGAUUCUUGGACAGACGAUGGCUGUGAAUGAGGCAUCGAGAGCGACUAUGAAGGCUUGUGGGAUGCGGCAUGUGCGUACUUUUUAUGUUGACUUUGAGGAUCCUAUUCCUGGGACGGAGGAGGGUGAGGUUGAAUACAUAAUAACGAGGGAAGAAUGGGUGCGGUUUCAUUUGGUCUCGAAGUAGCGAGACUAUUUGCCAAUCGGAGUGCCUGGCGAUAUUUAUUAACGUUUGGAUAUCAACAAUGAUAUCGUGAACGCGAAAGACCCCCUGGUGGGUUUGGUCACUAUGCAUUAUUGUCC